AUGUCGUCAGUGCCAAAUUUUACUAGACGCGAAGAAGGUAGCUCGAUAAGUUUCAAGACCACACAUAAAGAUGCGGGAACUCGAAUGUUGUCGCAGAAUUUGCACGUGCGAAAAGCUUCGGAUAUCCUGGACAGGAGGAAGGUUAGUGAUGUGAUAACGCUGGGGGAUCCUCUACCUCUUCCAUACACCGUUAAGUCUGAGACUGUUGACGAGAAGAAUAUUGGUGGAGAGCCCUUACCGAACACCAGCAGAUUUCGCCAGUUGCGACGCAGAAACGAGCUGCUCGCAUUGCAAUCCAAGAAAUCCAAUGAGUCCAAAAGACAAGAGAAGGGACCGCACAUGCCGUUAACGGAAAGAAGGGAGAAGCUACUUGAGAUGCGCCAGCGAUUGGCCCAAAUCAAGCCUUUGGGCAAAAAUACACAGCAGUCACCAAAAGACGAUGAAAUUGCCAAGGACGAUGGAGGUAUCGAAGAUGAAAAACUCAUCAUAGAUAAGGAGCCUGUUGAGAAGUCUAUCCCUCAGAGCCCGACCAGAGAGCCAAUAAGCAAAGCGUCUAUGAAGAAGCCCGCAUUCCAACAAAUCCGCGUCACGAAACGGGCCUCUCCGAAAUCCGAGAAGAAAAGAUUGGAUCCGAAGACCCCAGUGCUGGACAAGAAACCGACUAUCUCUGUGGUCCCUUUAGACACCGCGCCCACACAGAAAUCCGCCAGUCCUCCAAGACUUGCCUCUCCUCCCACCCCAGAUUUGGAACGUUUAGACGAGGUGUUCAAGAAAACUGUCGAAGAGAUCGAACAAUUGAGCACGACGGAAACGGAACACCCAAAAUCCAGCAGGCUGACUGCUCAAGGUGUGUUUGAUCUAUCUGUGAUAAUUAUCCUCUUCUGCUGGUGGUCCUUCCUGGUGUCAGAUUGA
Messenger RNA from Kuraishia capsulata CBS 1993, 912 nucleotides. RefSeq lists its product as uncharacterized. The record is from RefSeq and is a predicted model, not a curated record. Lineage: Eukaryota; Fungi; Ascomycota; Pichiomycetes; Pichiales; Pichiaceae. The transcript has a single exon. The coding region runs from base 1 to 912 and encodes 303 amino acids.